Scophthalmus maximus (turbot) is the source of this 3306-nucleotide messenger RNA. It is a transcript of the gene dbf4, whose product is annotated as DBF4 zinc finger. Gene Ontology annotation, biological process: regulation of cell cycle phase transition; positive regulation of nuclear cell cycle DNA replication. Lineage: Eukaryota; Metazoa; Chordata; Actinopteri; Pleuronectiformes; Scophthalmidae. Gene Ontology annotation, cellular component: Dbf4-dependent protein kinase complex; nucleus. Bases 380 to 2287 code for a protein of 635 amino acids. The record is from RefSeq and is a predicted model, not a curated record. Gene Ontology annotation, molecular function: protein serine/threonine kinase activator activity; nucleic acid binding; zinc ion binding. The transcript has 12 exons.
CGCCACCGUUGGAUUUAAAGCGGGAAACGGAUGUUUUGUGAUCUAAAAAGUUAAGCCCAGCUGGUAAAACAUUUGAAAGCAGCUGGUCAACGGAUGGCGCGUGUUAACGAACAUGCUAGCAGCCCUCUGGAGACCCGUAUGAACUUCUUACCUUAACGACACAAUGUAACGCAAGACGCAAAGCAGGUAACCGUCGAAGCUUUGUGUCCGCUUGGACACAUCGUACUUGCUCGACAGACACCGUCAGUCGAAGUCAACAGCCAGCACGUCGUCUCUUUUUGCCGAUACGUUUUUCACUGUUGUUAAAGAGACACCCAGGGGGCUCAACGAAGGAUUACCCUCAACAUAGAGGGACAACAGUAAAAAAAAGAAUUCCUCAAUGAAAGAGAAUAACAUGAAGCCAAAACGCAUUCAUAGGCCCAGAGGACCCAACUGGCAAGGAAAGGGCGUUAACACAGGCGACACGACAACACUCUGCCAAGCUAAGCCCACGUCACAUGUGCCCUCUUCGGCUCGAAGCAAACCUUUUGCCGGAAAAGUGUUUUACCUGGACCUGCCGUCAAACAGAGCAGCAGAGACCCUCGAGAGUGACAUCAAAGAACUGGGAGGGACUGUUGAGAAGUUCUUUAGUAAGGAAAUCAAGUAUCUGGUGUCCAACAAGAGGGAGGCCCGAUAUGUGCAGUGCCUCAGGCAGCAGGACUCUCCGGUCCCCAGCCCGGACUCCGGACAGAGUUCACCUCACCCUCACUCAAACCCGCACCGGCCUGGCAGCCAUGGGGACAACAUCAGAAGCAGGUCUCAGGUUCAAACAGACACAUUUGUGACAAGUCGAGGGAAAUCAUUGGUGGAGAAAGUGGUGAAAGAGCAGGAGAGGGUACAGAUGAACAAGAUCCUGUCAAAUGCUCUGGAGUGGGGUGUGAAAAUCCUCUAUGUAGACGAUGCAAUGGCAUAUGUACAGAAGAGAAAAAAGAUUGUCAGCAGCCGGUGUCCUGCGACCGCCGCUGUCAAGGCAAAUGUCAAAGUUGUGUCAGCAGCUAGGCUAGGCUUUCAGAAAUGCAAAGGUGGACGACUCAGCAAACCCUUUGUCAAGGUUGAGGAUUCAAGCAGACACUACCGUCCAAUCUGCCUCUCAAUGCCAAAAAUGCCCGAGUUCAACCUGAAGACUGUUGCUCCUUGUAGCCCCUUCUGUGUCGAGGACAAGCUUCCCCCUGGGAACAAACAGGAAGGACAAAGAGGUGCGAAAGCCUCAGCCAGUGAAGACAGAGCUCUUGGCCGAAAGAAGAACAAAGACAAGAAACGAGGCGGCUACUGCGAGUGCUGUAUGUUCAAAUAUGAAAACCUCACGUCGCAUCUGCAGAGUGAACGUCACAAGGCUUUCUCCAAAAGUGAUGAGUACUUGGUGGUGGACAGACAGGUUUCAACACUGCACUGCAACUUUAUCCACAUCAGAGCCAAAGUUAAAAGACCAAAGUGCAGUGUUUCCUCUGUUCUGGUUGCUCAUGGACCAUGUGGGAAAACGGAGCUAAGGCACGAGGGAGAUCAAUAUACCGCAGAGACUAUUAAAGAGGAGCAGCACCAGACUGUUGAAGGGGAAUCUUAUUCAGGACACGCUCCAAAAAUCAGAUCAGCUCCCGGUUCUACUCCUCUGAUUCAGAGGGAGGGAGUCAGGAGGAAUUGCCACACUUACUCAGACAGAUCCAACUUCAAAUCUCUUGCACGCAAGCGGCCGUGCAGAAAGAUUUCCUUGAAUACUUGCACACAAAAAGCUGAGCAGGAUGAAAUUCUUCAGCCCAGGGGAGAAACAGCGUCCUCUAGAGGCGAAUGCCUCGUAUCUUUCCCCUCCAGAGUUCCUCAGGUCGACUCAUUGGACCAUGUGUCUCUCAAAGACAGCUCAUCCUCACUCUUCCACGACAUCAAUGCACAGAAGGGUUCCUCAAAAAGCCUACAUUUUGUGACAAAUCAACAAGAAGAGUCUAAUGCGAACGAAGAUGUUUUACCGUUUGAGGCUGUGCAGGAUGAAAGUUUUUUGCCCAACAAAAUGACUGGGAACAAUUUAGCAGAAAACAUGAAAGGGGAGGUUCCUCCGCAAAGCUUCUCUCCAGUCCGGAAAAUACAGAGAAGGAUCAGAGUCUAUAAACGCAAAAGACGGAAAGUGGACACACAUGUUGAAUGUGUAAAGCCGAUCGAUUCUCCUGACAACUCCAUGCUGAAACUUUGGGAGCUUUUCCAGUCAAGUGAUGACAUGGACGUGGAGUUUCAUGGAUUUGAGGCCUACGAGAGCAAAUGAGCUGAAGGGAUGAAUUGGAAUAUUAUUUUUUUUUUUUUUUACAAUGUGUCAGUAACAUUUGGCUUGUAAUUGAGUGGCUGCCCUUUGAAUUAUAAUAAUAAUAUUAAUUUGCACAUUCAUUGUGGACUGAAACAUCCAUUAUUUCCCCACUUGGUAGAAGUUACCACGCUCUUGAAAUAAUUUUACACCAAAUUAUGCAUUCUUCAGUUUUAGACAAAAGAGUUGUGAAUUGAUUAUUUUUCCAAAUCAGAUUUGGGUCAAAUGCACAGGAAGUGCAGCCUUUAAACUUGAACAUGCAUGGUAAAUGCAUGAAUGAAAGUCUGACAAAACUCUCAUCCAGACACCAUGAAGUGGAGAAAGGAGCCUCCUCUUCUUUCUCAGUCCCAUCACAAGGUAAUAAUGGGAAUUUAUGGUUGACAGAACAGUAAUUAAUUUGGCUAUUAAUUUAGGAAUAACCAAGUAAAUACAUUUUGAACGAAAGUGUAAAAUGUAAGAAAAAUCUAAGAAAUAUAUAUUUUGAAUGUGAUUAUUUUCAUGGUUUACAGUCUGCAUGCAUGCUGAACAAUUAAUGAGUGUUGUUCAUUUACAAAACAAAAAGCUUCAACGGUGACAUCGUUCAUCUAAAGAAACAAGACUUGACUCUUCCCAGACAUGAGGAACUGAUUGUAUGUGUAGCAUCAAAUACGUACUUUACUAUUUGUAUAUAUGUAUUUAAUGUGAAUGACCUGUAGAUUGGCACUUGACAUUAUGUGACAUUUAAGAAUUGAAUGAAGAAUGGGUUAGGUGCAAAGUGCACUUUUCCUGACCGGCCUUCAUGUGGGUUUCCCUGAUGCAUUAGCUCAGCGUCUCCCUUUUCCACGCGUCUAGUGCAUUAGCAUAUAGUGCCGAUAUUCUCACUCACUGCUCUCACACCAAUGCACUGGGUCAAAUGGGACUGACAUUAAGAAAGAAACACGAGAAACAAUGUGUUGUGAGGUACAAGUACAGUGUCUCUGUAAAUAAAGGCAAUGCUGAAUGAA